This is a messenger RNA of Colletotrichum godetiae, 825 nucleotides long. RefSeq lists its product as uncharacterized. Lineage: Eukaryota; Fungi; Ascomycota; Sordariomycetes; Glomerellales; Glomerellaceae. Bases 1 to 825 code for a protein of 274 amino acids. The record is from RefSeq and is a predicted model, not a curated record. The transcript has 4 exons.
AUGGCGGGGGAAGCGGUUUUUGGCUCCCACGUUGCCGGUAAAUCCAACAAACAGGAAUCUGGAAUAGGUUACGUGGCUGCAGGUUUGCGCGAGCUCGUCCAAGUCGGUACUCCGAGGUGUGACCACGCCACAGAGCCGGCCGCGCAAGAGCGAAUUCAUGCGGAUGGCGAGAUGUCUUGUAAUGCCGCCGCCGUGCACCGCGCGUCAGACCGGCAUCGCCGCCUUCGGGAGGGAGGGGCAUUGUGUCUGGCCCCGCCGGACAUGGACCCCGAACAUUCAACCAGCUCUUUCGUCUUUCUGGCUGUCUUAUUCACGAGAGAGGACUCGGAAGCCGGCCAAAGAAGGUUGCGUGGCUGCGGUCCUAUAUCUGGGGGCCGCUAUUGCAGGCCCUUCCCUGCCGGGCAUGUCCCCGACUGGGAUUCAGGGUCUCUCGAAAUCUCGCUCUCGCCGCUGAAACGGAUCUCGACUCGAGUUGAACUUUUUCGAAAACGUCGUUCGAGGCUCUUGCAGUCGCGGCGUGAGGUGUUCGCUCCUAACGGACAGCGUUGCAGCCAGGGCCUGAGAUACGGAUAUCCAUCGUCCAAGUUCUGCCAAAUGAGGAAGCAAACAAAAACACCAAAGAAUCACAGCAGAAGACAACAACUUACAGAAGGUGGGGCGGGAAUGGCGCCUGGUGGCAUACCUUUUUGCCAAGAGAAGCAGCAGCAAGUUAGCAACGAUGACAAGAUUCAGAUAAUGCGACGAACGAACCAACGCAAAGCUGCAGGCUGCAGCGGCCUGAGUUCGUCUCUCCACAAACCCCAUGAGCCAAAAUUCGAGCUCUAG